Messenger RNA from Dama dama (fallow deer), 1791 nucleotides. RefSeq names its product divergent protein kinase domain 1B (gene DIPK1B). Bases 61 to 1356 code for a protein of 431 amino acids. The record is from RefSeq and is a predicted model, not a curated record. The transcript has 5 exons. Lineage: Eukaryota; Metazoa; Chordata; Mammalia; Artiodactyla; Cervidae.
GGCCCGCGGGGCUGAGGCCGAGCGGAGGCGAGCCGGGCCCGUGCACGGCCCGCGCCCACCAUGCGGCGGCUGCGGCGCCUGGCGCACCUGGUGCUCUUCUGCCCCUUCUCCAAGGGCCUGCAGGGCCGGCUCCCAGGCCUCAGGGUCAAGUGUGUCUUCCUGGUGUGGCUGGGCGUCCUCGCGGGCAGCUGGCUGGCCUACGUGCACUACUCGUCCUACGCGGAGCUCUGCCGCGGCCACGUCUGCAGAGUGGUCAUCUGUGACCAGUACCGCAAGGGCAUCAUCUCAGGCUCCAUCUGCCAGGACCUGUGCAGCCGGCAGCAGCUGGAGUGGAGGACCUGCCUCUCCUCCGUCCCAGGCCAGCAGGUGUAUAGCGGGCUCUGGCAGGGCAGGGAGGUGACCAUCAAGUGUGGCCUCGAGGAGAGCCUGAGCUUGAAGGCCGGGGCCGACGUGGCCCCCCGGCGGGAACUGGUGCUGUUUGACAAGCCCACUCGGGGCACCUCGAUUAAGGAGUUCCGGGAGAUGACCCUCAGCUUUCUCAAGGCGAACCUAGGGGACCUUCCCUCCCUGCCCGCGCUGGUCGGCCAGGUCCUGCUCAUGGCCGACUUCAACAAGGACAGCAGGGUGUCGCUGGCCGAGGCCAAGUCGGUGUGGGCGCUGCUGCAGCGCAAUGAGUUCCUCCUGCUGCUGUCCCUGCAGGGGAAGGGGCACGCCUCCCCGCUGCUGGGCCACUGCGGGGACCUCUACGUCACAGAGGGCGUCCCGCGCAGCUCGGGGCCCGCGGCCGCCCUUCCGGCCCUGCUGAGGCCACUGCUGCCGCCCGCCCUGCACGGGGCCCUGCAGCAGUGGCUGGGGCCCGCCUGGCCCUGGCGCGCCAAGAUCGCCAUCGGCCUGCUGGAAUUCGUGGAGGAGCUCUUCCACGGCGCCUACGGGACCUUCUACAUGUGCGAGACCACGCUGGCCAACGUGGGCUACACUGCCAAGUACGACUUCAGGAUGGCCGACCUGCAGCAGGUGGCGCCCGAGGCCGCCGUGCGCCGCUUCCUGCGGGGCCGCCACUGCGAGCGCAGCGCGGACUGCACCUACGGGCGCGACUGCCGGGCGCCCUGCGACACGCUCCUGCGCCAGUGCAAGGGCGACCUGGUGCAGCCCAACCUGGCCAAGGUCUGCGAGCUGCUGCGCCACUACCUGCUGCCCGGCGCCCCCGCCGGCCUGCGCGCCGAGCUGGGCCGGCAGCUACGCACCUGCGCCACGCUGAGCGGGCUGGCCAGCCAGGUGGAGGCCCACCACUCGCUGGUGCUCAGCCACCUUAAGACCCUGCUCUGGAAGGAGAUCUCCAACACCAAGUACACGUGAGGCCGCGCCCCGCCCCGCCCCGCCCCGCCCGGAGACACGGCUCCGCCCACCAGCCACGCCUGCCCCCGGGCCCCUCCCCGCCUCCCACACCGGCCGAGGCCCUCUGCCGCCGGAGCGCGGCAGCCACGCGGCUCCGGCCCCUGCACCACCACCGCCGCCGCCCCCCGGAGUUUUCUGGGCUCUCACAGUGGAGCUGGCAGGAGAGAGGGAAGGACUCACAGCCCAAGCACCGAGGGCUGGCCCUGGGACCUGCCCAGGCCUAGGUCUUGUUACUUUGGAGAACUACGUGUAAAUAAAGCUUUUCUGUGAAUUGUUCACUCACCAACUCGUGUUCACCUCUGCGGCCUCUGACUGCAUGCAGCGCGCCAGGCUGCCCUGUCCUUCACCACCUCCCCGAGUGUGCUCAUGUCAGUGAUGCCAUCCAUCUCAUCCUGU